AUGGGAGGCACCCACGAUUCCCUCUCCACUGCUGGCUCCGGCGCCAUUCAGGACCAUUCUCGGCAUGCCACGCCCGCUGACGUCCAUCGUCAGCACCUGUGCGUGCUGCUUUUAGGUGCGCCUGGACCCGACUUCAACCGCUUCCCACCCCUGCAUUCCACGAUUCCUAAAAAAUCCCACAUUCGAGUCUGGGGUGGCUGCACGAAUCAGGCACUCUGUGAUUGGCCAAUACCAGGAAUGACAAUGCAGUUGGUUCAUCUAGCCUUCACCAUUAUCUCCACUUCGUCACAGACCAACCAGGCGCAUGCUUCAUUCUACCUACAUCCGCAACAUCACAGCGAUUCAACACUGAAAUAUCUCCAGUCACGUCCGACUACCUCCAACCCGCGACGGACCGUUUCUGUAGCCGCCAUCAUGUCGGGCCAAAUUGCAGCUUUGGAGGAGGACCGCCAACAGUAUCAAGAGCAGCUCGAUGUUGUUCUCGCCGGCCUCAAAGAUGAUCCCGAAAAUGCCGAACUCAAGAAUCUUCAGGCGGAGUUGAAUGACAUGAUUUCCCUCCUAAACGAGUCUCUUGCUGAGCUGCAGCCGAAGCAGGCGCCCAAGCCCAUCCCUCAAAAAGCGCCCAGCCCGCCAGAGCCCGAGAAGUGGUCCAAGGAAAACCACCCAGCUUUCAAGAAGGCUGCACCCGCCCCCGAAGAGAAGGAGGAACCACCCGUUACGUACUCGGUGAAUGACACUGUCAUGGCGAAAUGGGCAUCGGGCGACAGAGGCUUCUAUCCUGCCCGAAUCACAUCAAUCACCGGCUCUUCAACAGAUCCCGUCUACAUUGUCAAGUUCAAGAGCUAUGACAACACGGAAACGCUGCGAGCCAAGGACAUCCGCCCCAUGUCCAACAAACGCAAGGCUGACGGAGCACCAGCUCCCGCAUCUAGCACCGCACAACAGACCGCACGUCCGCCGGGCCCCUCGAAUGGUGUCGUUACAUCCGCAGCAGCUAGCUUGUACCCUGAGCAACAAGCCAAGAUUGAAGCAGAAAAGAAUGCUGCCGAUGGCGCCGCAAAGCCCCCUAAAGCCAAGAAGAUCAAAGCUACGAAAGAAUUGGAAAAGGGCAAAUCCAAGUGGCAGGAGUUCAACUCAAAGUCCAAGUUUGGAAAGCAGAAGAAGGACAGCAUGUUCCGCACACCUGACGGCGUUGGCGGCCGAGUUGGUUUCACAGGCUCUGGCCAAGCUAUGCGGAAAGACACUGCUCGCAGGAUGCGGGAGGAUCUUGAGAGAAGGAGGUUCAAGGCAUUGGCGUUCAUGGGUGAUUUGGCACUCUCAAUCUCUUCAUGGCGACCAUGGGAUUAUGAUCUCAUCUGGACUCUGCGCAUCAAGCGCGGGGGGGUCCCUUGUUACAAAUACAUGAGAUGCCCAACUUCCCCAGCUUCUUGGCCACCUUGA
This is a messenger RNA of Colletotrichum lupini, 1440 nucleotides long. RefSeq lists its product as uncharacterized. Gene Ontology annotation, molecular function: DNA-binding transcription factor activity. Gene Ontology annotation, biological process: negative regulation of DNA-templated transcription. Bases 1 to 1440 code for a protein of 479 amino acids. The record is from RefSeq and is a predicted model, not a curated record. The transcript is spliced from 7 exons. NCBI's taxonomy places the organism in Eukaryota, Fungi, Ascomycota, Sordariomycetes, Glomerellales, Glomerellaceae.